AUGAGAAAAUGGGAUGCUGAUGCAAGAUUAAAGAGUUAUGUGAAUUAAAUUUUAAAUGUUAAAUCAACAUUAACAAAUAACUAAAAAACUACAUCAAAAAGUAAUCAAUCUCUAUUAUUUUGAAUUAGAAAAAAUUAAUAGAGAUACUGAAUAUAGUAGCAAUGUAACGAAUAGUUCAGAUUUAACAGGCAUUAAAGAUAGCAUUCUUUAUAAGUAAUUUGAAUAUAAUGAUAAUAGAUAAUUAGUCGAGUACAAUUUAUAAUAAUAUGCAAAUAAGCUAUUAUUAAGAGGAUAUAAGAGUGGUUUGCAAUAAUUAGCAUAACAAUCUCAAGAAUAAUAAAACUUAUUGUUAUAAGAAAUAAAGUUAUUACCUGGACAUAAACAUAAAUUUUUAGAUUUAUUUAAACAAUUAAAUGAACAUAUAGGAACUUACAACGACAAUACUUCUUAGCCAAUAAAUCAUAAUAAAUAUGUUUAAAAUCGAAAUACUUUACCUGGAUAAUUUAAUUCACAUGGAAAAUUUGAAUAAACAAAAGAUGUAUACAUGCAAAUUCUAAAGCCAAUAAAUAGAAAAGCAUCAAUGAGACAUUUUUCACCUUCUUAAGAAANCAUAUUAUAAAAAAUAAUAAUUUAUAAAUGA
This is a messenger RNA of Paramecium sonneborni, 640 nucleotides long. NCBI's taxonomy places the organism in Eukaryota, Ciliophora, Oligohymenophorea, Peniculida, Parameciidae. The record is from the annotation of a GenBank genome assembly.